GGGAAAUGGAGGAGUUGGAGACCCUGUGGCUGACUGGUAUUUGCCACAACGAGAAGAACGAAGUCAUGAGCAGCCAGCUGGACAUCGACAACAUGGCAGGAGUGUUCUACAUGCUUGCAGCAGCCAUGGCACUCAGCUUAAUUACCUUUGUCUGGGAGCACUUAUUUUACUGGAAACUUCGAUUCUGCUUCACUGGAGUCUGCUCAGACAGGCCUGGAUUGCUGUUCUCAAUCAGCAGGGGUAUUUACAGCUGCAUUCAUGGAGUACACAUUGAAGAGAAAAAGAAGUCUCCUGACUUUAGUCUGACCAAUUCCCAAACCAACAUGUUAAAGCUACUGCGAACAGCGAAGAACAUGACCAAUAUCAAUCCUUCGAGAAUUGACUCCCCCAAAAGAACAGCUGAUUUUAUUCAGAGGGGUUCUUUGAUUAUGGACAUGGUCAUGGAUAAGGGAAACUUGAUAUUUGCUGAUAACAGAUCCUUUCAGACAAAGGACAACUUUUUUGGUGACAACAUAAGUGAGCUGCAGACGCUUCCAGGCAAUCGGCACAAGGACAAUCUGAACAACUAUGUGUUCCAAGGUCAGCAUCCUCUCACACUGAAUGAGUCCAAUCCAAACACAGUGGAGGUUGCAGUAACGACAGAAGCAAAAGUCAACUCCAGACCCAGACAGCUUUGGAGGAAAUCUGUUGAAUCGCUACGUCAAGACUCUGUCCGGCAGAGCCAAAGUUCCCAGAGGGACGACGGGUCAGAUGAGAACAGGCAGCAUUCAGUGAAAAGCCAAAGAUACCUUCCUGAAGAGAUUGUCCAUUCAGAUGUGUCGGAGACAUCCAGCAGAGCUACUUGCCAUAUGGAAACUGAAAGCAACAACAAGCACCACAAAACCAAGGACAACUUCAAGAAAAGGACAGCAGCAUCAAAAUACCCAAAGGACUGUAGUGACGUGGAACUGACAUAUCUGAAAACCAGACAGAGCUCUCCACGGGAUAAAAUCUACACGAUUGAUGCUGACAAGGAGCCAGGAUUCCGCUUGGACACACCUCAGUACAUUGAAAACAUCGUCCUGCCAGAAACUGUAGAGUUCCCUGAUGUUUAUCAAGAUCACAAUGACAACUACAGGAAAGCUGAACACGCUAACAGGACUCCCUUGCAUAAUGAAGACAGUCUUCCAAAUAACGACCAGUAUAAACUUUAUGCAAAGCACUACACUUUAAAAGAGAAAAACGCUUCCCUAGGUGACAUGAAUGACAGGUACAGGCAGAAUUCCACCCACUGCAGGAGCUGUCUGUCCAACAUGCCCACGUACGCGGGACACUACUCCACCAGAUCUCCCUAUAAAUGCGACGCUUGCUUGCGGAUGGGGAACCUCUAUGACAUUGAGGAAGAUCAGAUGCUGCAGGACACCACGAACUUAUCACUUCCUGAAGAAAUCUACGAGCGUACUUGGUCCCAAAGUAGCGCUCUGCAAUAUCAUAAAAAAAAUAAGUUGAGGAUUAGCAGACAACACUCUUUUGAUAAUAUCGCUGAUAAGUCCAGGGAAAUUGAUAUUGGAAGACCUUCUCGUAGUAUAAGCUUGAAAGAGCGAGAGAAACUUAUUCAAAGUAGUCCAUAUGCAAGCAUGUUUAGCGUUCCCUCGAGCAAACUGUUGAGCAACAAGGCCUCACUUUUAACUCAUGCUCUGGAGGACAGUAAGCGGAGCAAGUCCCUGUAUGCUGUGCACUCGGAUGACAAUCCCUUCCUGCACACCUAUCGUGAUGACCAGCACUUAUCUCUUAGGCGAAGUCCAGCUGAUCUUUAUAAACAUUCAUUACCAACAAGAGGAAGAAAUGAUAAUUAUUUAAGGUCAUCUAUACAGUCUACAGCAUCAUACUCUUCCAGGGAUGGUCGGAUCCAUAAUGACAUGUACAUUUCAGAGCAUGUUUUGCCUUAUGUUGCAAAUAGGAAUAGCUUGUACUCAACUCCAAGGGUUUUAAAUUCCUGUAGCAAUACACGUGUGUAUAAGAAAAGGCCUAGCAUUGAAUCAGAU
Acanthisitta chloris (rifleman) is the source of this 2024-nucleotide messenger RNA. Its product is annotated as glutamate receptor ionotropic, NMDA 2A-like. The annotation marks the transcript as partial. The transcript is spliced from 2 exons. NCBI's taxonomy places the organism in Eukaryota, Metazoa, Chordata, Aves, Passeriformes, Acanthisittidae. The record is from RefSeq and is a predicted model, not a curated record.